Mustela erminea (ermine) is the source of this 5986-nucleotide messenger RNA. It is a transcript of the gene ST3GAL4, whose product is annotated as ST3 beta-galactoside alpha-2,3-sialyltransferase 4. NCBI's taxonomy places the organism in Eukaryota, Metazoa, Chordata, Mammalia, Carnivora, Mustelidae. Bases 1470 to 2561 code for a protein of 363 amino acids. Gene Ontology annotation, molecular function: sialyltransferase activity. The record is from RefSeq and is a predicted model, not a curated record. The transcript has 11 exons. Gene Ontology annotation, biological process: glycolipid biosynthetic process.
CAACCCUGAGGCCAAGAGUUUCCUGCCUCUCCAACUGAACCAGCCAGUCACCUCUCAGCUGGGUUUUGUAAAGCCUCACAUCCCCAGUGCCUCCCACAAAGCCAAGCAUUCAGUAGUUGCUCAGUGAACUGGUUGGAAUGAGGAAAUGGGGUAGAAUCAAUCAUGUUUAGUAACUGUUUUGUGGGGAUGGCGUGAGGCGGGGGCAGAUGUUGGAAGACUGAGCUUAUGAUCCUGUGGGUACGGGAGUGGAUGGGGCAGAAUGGGAAAAGCGGUCUAGCUGGGGACGUGUUAAUUGUGGAGAGUUAAGGAAGGUGCAGGUAGAAGGGCCACCGUCAACCAGAAACACGAGGGUGGGAUCUGACUCAUCAGGGUAGGAGCAGCGGGCAGACAUCUGAAAAUGAAUGAACUUGUCCUGUAAAAACAGGCGGGAGAGCAAAGGUUCAAGGACAGAUCCCUGGAGAAUGCCAGCCCUUAAAGGGACUGGGGCCAGAAGAGACUGUCACCAAGAGAGGGAAACAGGGAGAGUCCUGACUCAGAAGCCACAGGCAUUGGCCGACAGUAUCAAAGGCUUCAGAGUAGGAGGCAGAGAAAAUAGACGUUCCUCAGGUUUGGCGCGGCUGCUGAUGGCUUCAGGAGGAGGAGGAGCCAUUUCUGCAUGAAAAUCCCGGUGGGAGCCGGGGUGGGGUCGGAUAGGGCACUGAUACAGAAGUGUGACCAGCGGAGGUGGACAUGCAGGGAUGGCCCGAAGAGGAGGUGGAAGCAGAGAGGGCUUUGUUUUGGGGUGGGGUGGGGGGAGAUCGAAGUCUGUUUAGUAGGAAUGAGGGGGAGAGAGUGGGAAGAAGCAGGGCGAAGGGGGAUCCCUGAUCGGAAGGGUCCUGGCGAGGGGAGUGGGGAUUGAUGUCCGGUGGAAGCACUGGAGGGAACAGGAGGGGUGGCUGAGUCUAGAUGGGGCAAUCAGGCAGCUCCAGUGUUUUCCUUGCAGAAACAAAGGGACAGUGACAUUGAUUAUGUGAGUUGCUCAAGGUCUCUGAACCAAUAAGAACGGAGCUUCUGCUUCUCCCCGCCUUGGUCUUCCUAGACCCUUGCUCGGGGACAGUUGACCUUAUCCCUUAGCUGGGCCCCAGGGCUCCAAGGGACCUGGCAGCACGCUGUGCCCUUGGGCGGGUGUGCAUUCCGUUCCUCCUGCUUCAGGUAGCAGGUGGGUGCCUGCUGUGUGUGAGGCGGCAAGUGUCCACCCAGCCCGAGGCCCAGUAGCCACUUCGGGGGCCUUCAUGCUUCACCCUGUGCCCUGGGCUCUGCCCUCCAGCGAGGUCCGGGGCCGUGCUCACGGCCUCAGGUCAGCGAGGGACUGCUGUGCUAUUUAGCAGAGCACCUGAGAGCCCGCGGGCUUCCUGCCCCAGGGUCAGCUUUGCCUAGUGUGUCGGGGAAGCUGGUCACCUUGGUGGCUGGUGGCAGGCAGGAGCUGCUGCAUGUUGGACAUGAGUGGAGCGGAGUCCUGCUCUCUGGCUCAGGUGGCCCGAGGCAGCCGGGAUGACAGCUCUCCCCAGGAACCCUGCUACCCGCUGAGAAACAUGAUCAGCAAGUCCCGCUGGAAGCUCCUGGCCAUGCUGGCUCUGGUCCUGGUCGUCAUGGUGUGGUAUUCUAUCUCCCGGGAAGACAGUUUUUAUUUUCCCAUCCCAGAGAAGAAGGAGCCAUGCUUCCAGGGGGAAGUGGAGAGGAAGGCCUCUAAGCUGUUUGGCAACUACUCCCGAGAUCAGCCCAUCUUCCUGCAGCUGAAGGAUUAUUUCUGGGUCAAGACACCGUCUGCCUAUGAGCUGCCCUACGGGACCAAAGGGAGUGAAGACCUGCUCCUCCGGGUUCUAGCCAUUACCAGCUACUCCAUCCCAGAGAGCAUCCAGAGUCUCAAGUGUCGCCGCUGCGUGGUGGUGGGGAACGGGCACCGGCUUCGCAACAGCUCACUGGGGGACGCCAUCAACAAGUACGACGUGGUCAUCAGAUUGAACAAUGCCCCUGUGGCUGGCUACGAGGGCGACGUGGGCUCUAAGACCACCAUGCGUCUCUUCUACCCUGAGUCCGCCCACUUCAACCCCAAAGUGGAGAAUAACCCAGACACACUCCUCGUCCUGGUAGCUUUCAAGGCAAUGGACUUCCACUGGAUUGAGACCAUCCUGAGUGACAAGAAGAGGGUGCGAAAGGGCUUCUGGAAGCAGCCUCCCCUCAUCUGGGACGUCAACCCCAGGCAGGUUCGGAUUCUCAACCCUUUCUUCAUGGAGAUUGCAGCGGACAAGCUACUAAGCCUGCCCAUGCAGCAGCCGCGCAAGAUUAAACAGAAGCCCACCACCGGCUUGUUGGCCAUCACGCUGGCCCUCCACCUCUGCGACCUGGUGCAUAUUGCCGGCUUUGGCUACCCAGACGCCCACAACAGGAAGCAGACCAUUCACUACUAUGAACAGAUCACACUCAAGUCCAUGGCGGGAUCAGGCCACAAUGUCUCCCAGGAGGCCUUGGCCAUCAAGCGGAUGCUGGAGAUCGGAGUAGUCAAGAACCUCACAUUCUUCUGACUGGGGCAGAAGGUGUAUCCACCCGUCUGCCCAUUCUGCCGCCUGAACGACCCCAUCCGUGGCUGUGGGGUGCCUGGUGACCCACUUGGACUCCCCCUCCCCUGUGUGGAGAGGGGUCCUGGUACUGGCCGGGCCUGAGUCAGGGCCGUGCCCCUGGCUGUUCUCAAGGCGGCUGGAUCUGGUCAGGGUGGAAGCCCCGGGGUGGCUGGAGGCCAUCCGAGGCACGGGCUUUGUGCCGUGGUGCCCCCUCUCCACCAGUGCUGGGGGCUUAUUUAAUGGGCUAUUUAAUUAAAGGGUAGGAACGUGCCACGGGCUGGUCCCAUGGCGUCAAAAAAGGGGCAAAAUACAGUGUUCUGCCCACUUUUGAUAAAAACACAAAAGUGCAGGGCCUGCUAAAGCCUAGCCCCAGAGCAGGCCUCCCAGGAGGGCAGGGGCGUCUGGAGCGGGUGGGUGCCCUUCGAAGAGGGGCUGCUACCUCCCAGCAGGCAUGGGAAGAGCACUGGGAUGGGGGUCCCACAGAGAAUGGGGCCUCAUCUAGAAAAGAGGUUUGAAACCUAACAUUAAACUAUUUUUCCUAAAAUGGGAGCAGUUGUAACACCCUGUGUCCUUCAGGUUGGGGAGGACAUGGAUGGGGGCAAGUGGGUCAUGGCAGGAGGCACCCUCUCCUAGCACUAGACAGGCUUGUUAAAGACCAGCAGUGUCUCUGGGACCCUGUGGGACCCAGAGGAGGCCACGGUCAUUCAAGAAACAAUUAACUGGGUCCAGUGCUUGGUGCCAAGUCAUUCAUUGUCACCCUGGUGAAGCAGGCAAGUAGGUGGCACCCAGAGUGGGCUGUCUGCUGGACACCCAGCCUGGCAUUCUACAUCCUGGUUUACAUCCCAAAGGUAGGGAGAGGCAAGAGGAUGCCAGAUGGGAGUGGCCGAAACCCAUCCUCCUCUCCCUGCUCCCUCUCUCUCCCCCUCCAGGCCUUCCUUUCUGAAACCUCAUGCUGGGAGGUGUGUGUUUGAGGACAGGGGUGGAGUAAGACCAAGGAAGCCAAGUUUCCUUUCUCAGAUUAAGUGGGAAUCAUAAAAUGGAGUUUACAGAAGGUCCUGCCCAGUGGCCCAGGCUGCCAGCAUUGGGAUGGGCAGGGUUUGGGCCACGUCUGAGGGAUUUGGCAAGGCCUUUCCAGCCGGUUGCCGGGCCAGAGGACAAAUGCUGUUUUCCCUGGGUUUCUAGAAUUAGGAGAGCCCUGCCAUUUGCCUGUAUCUCCCUGCUUUGUUCUCCAUCUUCCCAGGCCCUGCUUAGCUGCCAACUGGGCAUCUUUCCACCCCCACAGCUGUUCUUUACAUCUGGAGCCAGAAGGGAGAGCUGGAACUCCCCCACAGGGAAUGGGACUCACAGCUGUGUUCCUGGCUUUCUCGGAAAGAGUUGCAGCCUUGAGGUUUUGAGACAGUGAGACUGGGACAGGACAGAUAAAGAGGGGCAGAGAUCUGGGAGAAGCAGGGGAAGAUGACCCACUUCUGGGCCGAACGUUGGAGAAGCCUUGCAAACAACCAUCCUCAGGCCACAGAACAGUCCUGAGGACCAUCCCUGGGCAUAGAAUUUCCUGCUCUCUCAAAAGCCUGCUGGCAUUACUUUGCUAACCGCUCUCUCCCUAGGGGAGAGGGGGAGUCUGAAAGCAAAUACGGCCCCAGCCUCUGCAGCCCCUAGCCCUCUCCACUCUACAGGGGCAAGCUUUGUCUCCCAGGCUUUGACCUGGGUGUUGGUGGGGGGGAGAGUGGGGGACAACCUGUUGACUCCAGCAGGGGUAUGAACGUGUGCAGGGAUCUGAGUUCUGCUUAUCCCUGAUGCCUGCCUAGCAGCUUCUCGUGAGGGUAUUCAAGGGAGUGUCCAUUUCCCCAUCCAGGGCCAUUGAAAGUGGCUGUCAGCACAUAUGAUCCAGCUGUCCUGGAUUGGGGCCACUGCCUGUUACUGAACACUCCUAAACUUGAGCCAGAAUCGAGCACACAGGGAUGGGUCAAACUCCCCACGCCUCCCCCCAAACUCCACACACAUGCAUAUAGAUGAGGGAGCGUUUUACAUUCUUGUUGGGUUACGCUUCUGAUGCCAUAUGCAAUGACUUUCACAAUUAAUAUUGAUAAGAGUGUCUGUGGGGAGGGGACAAACACAUCUAGACUGGCCAUUGUUCCUUUGGGUGGGCUCAGCUCUCCCCAGUGUGCCCCAGCCCCAAGGCACAUUGCAGGGUGCCUUAGUACCGGUCCAAUGUCAGAGUCAGAACGGGGAGUAGAGCUUUGAUUUGGAGCGGCUGGAUGGGGUUUUCGGUGUUCUGAAAAAGGGACUUCGUUCUUCCGUUAGCUCAACAGUGGGAAUGAACUGCCUCCCUGUCUGCCUGGUACUGAUUAAACAAACGUGCCCUGAAAAUGAGUCAGGAGGGGAAGUAGGGAACACGAUGCGAAAGCAUGUGAGUGCACGUCUACGCAUCCGGGUUCCACACCGGGCUCUGGCAUGUCAUUCUGUAUGACCGUGGGUCAGUCAUUUCUCCAUGUCUAUGCUCCGAUUCCUACACUGAUUGAGCUGGGAGGGUGGUCCAGCCAUUGAGGACCACUUACAACAGAACCAUCUGGGGGUGAUUUAAGAAUGCAUACCUGGGUCUUAUCCAGGCCGCGGGGGAGGCAGCCCAGGAAUCUGGAAAUUUAACAAGCACCCAGCAUCACUGCUCCAGCAGUCUAGACUCCAGGAUGAGCUCACGGCCUCUCUCAACUCCAGGGUCUGGUCUGCGCGCACAGCCCAACCUAAUCCCUGGUGUCCUUGAACGGUGUUAAUUAGGCGCACGCGCGCUUCUCUCCCGCUGGCCUACAGGCAGCGGAGCAGCUACGGCGCUGGGCUUGCCCCGCCCCCAGCGGCUGAGGCGGAGGCCCGGGCGCGCAUGCGUCGUGGGAGCGGGUUGUGGGGCUGCACGAGGGGCGGCAGGGGGCAGCAGCGCUGGCCAGUGUGGGAACCGGGUGGGGACGGGCGGCGACCUCCCGCAGUCCACCCUGGAGUCCUCUGGGGCACUCACCCCAGCGCCCCGCCUCCUCUGAGGUCGGCGCCUCCCUGGCAACCAGCUCAGGGCCUGGCGAUGGCUGCAGAGGGAGGCCUGGUCGGAUUGGGGGAUCUGGGCCCCUCUGCCCGGGUUUGCUCAGCAGGUGUAAACCAGGGUUCCUCUGGCUCCGGCUGGGCCUCCUUCACGUGACCUACGUUGACUUCACCUCAGAGGCCUGAGCGAAAGGGACUUCGACCGCGAGGGAGUGGAAGAGAUUUGCAUCCAGUGUGGACAGAGGGGGAAACUGAGGCCCGGAGAAGUGAAGGGACCUCCAGCGCGACCUAGCUGGGUCAGACAGAGUUCAGGCCUUUUAUGUAGCUCAGGGGCACAUUUAAAUAAAUGAUAUUCUAUAUUCACAUCA